AUGAUAGUAGGAGAUGAGAGUCAAAAGACUUUGGUUACAGGAAUCAACAAUUUGGGACUAUAUGCAUCAACUUCUGAGUUAGUGGCUAUGUACUCGAGAAUUGGAAACAGUUCAGGGGGCACACCAAAGAAUCCUGCUACAAGGUGGUGGGGUAUCCUCCAGAUUUCAAGUAAAAAAGAAAGGCUCAGAGUGCAAACAUGGUCUAUGCAGACACCAAUAGCCUUACAAAUCAAUCUCAGCAGUCAGUCUGGUUCAAGAGCCAAUGCACCUGAUUACAAUAAGGCAAACAAUGCAGGUAAGGCUCUAUGUGUAACUGAAAAUAGUGAUGUGUGGAUAGUGGAUACAGGGGCAACAAACCAUAUGGUGUCUAAACUGCAGAUGCUAUUAAAGGAAUCUGUCCUUCAACUUAACACUCCUAAGGAUGUGUGCUUACCAAAUUGUGGUAUCACUAAAGAACUCUACACUGGGAAGGUGAAGGAAGUUGGUAGAGAAGAGGGGGGUAUGUAUCUGCUAUGGAAUCAAUUCACUCAAAGUGAUGCAAGUAAGGCUAAGGAAUCUGCAUAUUCUGUUGAUGCUGGUUCUUUCACAGACAAGAAAUCAGAUAUAGAGCUGUGGCAUAAAAGGCUAGGACAUGUGUCUUCAACUUAUACUAAGAAUCAGUUUGACAAGGUGGUCAAGGUCUUAAGGUCUGAUAAUGGUACUGAAUUUGUGAAUUCAGUAUGUGAUAAUAUAUUCAAAACACUAGGUAUUAUCUAUCAAAGGUCUUGUCCUUACACUCCUCAACAAAAUAGAGUGACUGAGAGGAAACACAGACAUCUACUAGAAGUAACCAGAGCCCUCAAGUUUCAAGCAAAAAUACCUAUCAGAUUUUGGGGUCAUUGUGUCCUAGCAGCUGCUUACCUGAUCAAUAGACUGCCUAGCAGUGUGCUUCAGUUCCAAUCUCCAUAUGAAAGAUUGUACGGCAAAAAACCAGGUUUAUCUCAUUUGAGAACCAUUGGGUGCCUAGCUCUAGCCAAGAAUCUCACUGAACAUGACAAACUCAUGCCCAGAUCAAAGUCAGCUGUGCACAUGGGGUACUCUAAAGUGCAGAAAGGCUAUAUCCUGUUUGACUUGCACAAUAACUCAUUCUUUGUCAGGAGGGAUGUUCAGUUUAGAGAAGCCAUAUUUCCAUUUGCCAAGGCUGAUGACCCAGCCACCCAGCAACUAUUUGUAGAUAACCUACAAGGUCUAGGUACUGCUCCAUAUGUACCUUCUGAAGAGGCUACAUGUGGGCAUCCAGAUGCUGGUGAACAAGAGUGUGUGUCUACACAAACACACCCUAUUGUAAGUGAUACUGACGUGUCUGGGCCACCUCUUACUAGAAGAUCUACCAGGUCCAAACAUCCUCCCAUAUGGCUGAAGGAUUUUGUCUCUCUGAAUGCUAAACAGGAUGUUCAAUAUCCUCUAUCCAACUAUGUAAGCUACUCUCAUCUGUCACAUUCUCAUCAGUGCUUUAUUGCAGCUACAUCUUCUGUGAUAGAACCUACCAGCUAUACUGAAGCAGUCAAAGACCCAAGAUGGGUUGAAGCUAUGUAG
Solanum dulcamara is the source of this 1575-nucleotide messenger RNA. RefSeq lists its product as uncharacterized. The record is from RefSeq and is a predicted model, not a curated record. Gene Ontology annotation, molecular function: nucleic acid binding. The transcript has 6 exons. Lineage: Eukaryota; Viridiplantae; Streptophyta; Magnoliopsida; Solanales; Solanaceae. Bases 1 to 1575 code for a protein of 524 amino acids. Gene Ontology annotation, biological process: DNA integration.